AUACAACUUUGACGAGCGCAACCACGACCAUGCUACCGCCCACGCACCAAAUGGCGGGCGUUGACCAGGAGGAGAUGAUAGAACCCAAGCUUAGCUAUACAUGGACAUAUUGGUACGCUAGGUUCACCGAGCUUAACGAAUAUGAAUACCUCCCUUGCCCAGUUGAAACGCAAGGCGCCCACCUCAUCUCCGCUCCAUCAUCCCCGAAUGCGGUAGAGUCUCGCCACGACGCCUCGUCGUUUUGCGUAGAGCUGUCGAACCGCUUACGCCGACUUGUCUUGCGACAGUCGAUACGCGAGAAUAUCUAUGGCGAAGAGUUUGCCAACGAGUGGCCCAUCUCGAGGACACCGCGCGCCUUGGCGAACGAGAUCCGGAUAGCCCGAAGAAAGGCCCGCGACGCGCUGCUGCAUCUGGACUCACCAUCCACGUCAGAUUCUGAGUACGAGCCACCGUGGAGAAGGAGAAUUCGCGAAGUACGAGAAAAGAGGCGCCAGGCCAGGAGACAAGCAAAGGCACAGGCUAAGGCGCAAGUAGAGUCAGAGGUACAACCUCAGGCUCCGGCCAAGGCUUCAGUUCAAGUUCAAGAUCAACCUCAAAUUCCGCCUCAACUUCAGAUCGGAUCUCAACCUCAGGCGCAGCUCUCACCAAAACAUGAUGCUAAAGAUCUUCCAGAGCAGCCGGUUAUUCACGCCAUGAUGGACCUGCCAUGCAAGAAACGCAAAGCACCACCAACACCAAUCACUCCCUCCCCAAAGAAAACCAAAGUAUUAUAAGAGAGCUUACAUUUCCCGUUCUGAUCGCUUGAUCUCUCCCCAAGUCAUUCUUAUAAGCUCUAUAAGAUUGACUUGCGGAGAGAUCAAGCAAUCAAAAUCGUUUUAACAUACCCAGACCAUCGUUAGCGACGAAGUCCAACUUGAUACAAUUUAGCAGGCAGGUACUAUAGAUUUAGACAUUGGGAGCCAGUCAUACGGCUCAAGCAGAUACCCUGGAAACGGCGUUUAAUUUAGUUUAGUUUAGUUCAGUGUGUUCAUUCUUGUUAGUGGGUUGCUAUUCAGCACUCUAAUCUUGUAGCAAUAUGACAGAUUUAU
Messenger RNA from Trichoderma virens Gv29-8, 1088 nucleotides. RefSeq lists its product as uncharacterized. The transcript has 2 exons. Bases 30 to 773 code for a protein of 247 amino acids. The record is from RefSeq and is a predicted model, not a curated record. NCBI's taxonomy places the organism in Eukaryota, Fungi, Ascomycota, Sordariomycetes, Hypocreales, Hypocreaceae.